Adelges cooleyi (spruce gall adelgid) is the source of this 1043-nucleotide messenger RNA. RefSeq lists its product as uncharacterized. The transcript is spliced from 15 exons. NCBI's taxonomy places the organism in Eukaryota, Metazoa, Arthropoda, Insecta, Hemiptera, Adelgidae. The coding region runs from base 97 to 999 and encodes 300 amino acids. The record is from RefSeq and is a predicted model, not a curated record.
AAACCAUUGAAGCAGCCGGUUUAACUAUCGUUGCAAUUGUUUAAAAUAUUUUUUAUCCGCAUCUAAACCUUCGAUUCAUUAAGUCCAUAACUAAAAAUGAAAAUUUCUUGUAUUUUAUUAUCAUUUAUCUGCGUAAAUGUUGUGGCGAGUAUAAGUAUAACAGAAUAUAUAAAUAUGGUUGAACUUACAAACUUGCAAAUUCAGAGAGCUUCUGGAUAUAACGACGAUUAUAUAGGAAAUGGAUUGGAGCUUGUAAUUAAAUGCUUUAUACAAACAAACUGCUUUGAUUCGAAGUCUAUUAAUGAAAUGUUCACUGUACCGGAACUUGCAGUAACUUGCAACUUUGAUCAUUUACAAGGUUCCAGAUUGAUACAAACACAUACUCUGCAACAGAAAUUAUUUCAGACAUUAGGUAUUCCUAUGAUCUAUCCAAACGAAAAUAAUGAAAUUUUAAGAAUAACCACACUUGGAAAAAAGAGAACUUAUCUUACUGGAAAAGCUUUACAUAAUUUACGAAACCAAAUAUCUGAUAUUCCUUCACUUGAUGAUAAAAACCAAACUGUUACUGUACAUGAUGAUAAAUACAAAACAAUUUACAAAGCUACUCGUAGAGCAAUUAUUAAAUUGACCAAACUUGGAAAGGCAAGAAGACUUCUAACUAAAAAAGCUAUAAGAAAUGUACUAACUCAAAAAUUAGCUGAGCAGAUUACAGAUGUAAAGAAAUAUUCAGUUCAUAAAAUUUGUACGUUGAUAGCAAUGUGGAUUAGUUCAAAAACGGCUUCAUUACCGUUUGCUAUUGCACGUGAUUACGGGGGUAUUGAUAUUUGUGUAGUAUAUGAUAAGGACAGGAAUGCUGUAAAAUACAGAUCAUUUGAGGGUAUAUAUUGGCAAGUAAAUGUCAAUAAAAUGGAUACUAAAAUAGAAGAAUUAAAUGUACAGCUACUCUACGAUUCUAGUAUCCCACAAUUUGAGAAACAGUUAACAACCACAACAUUUUAGACUAGUAAUAAAUGUAUAUUUCUAUAAUAUUAUUAAUAAUUUUU